This is a messenger RNA of Candida albicans SC5314, 4146 nucleotides long. RefSeq lists its product as uncharacterized. Gene Ontology annotation, molecular function: protein binding. NCBI's taxonomy places the organism in Eukaryota, Fungi, Ascomycota, Pichiomycetes, Serinales, Debaryomycetaceae. The transcript has a single exon. Bases 1 to 4146 code for a protein of 1381 amino acids. The record is from RefSeq and is a predicted model, not a curated record.
AUGUCAUACAACAGUAAUACACACUAUACUCCAAGGUAUGGUAAGAACCAUUCAAAGAAGAUAUAUGACAGCGGUACGGGAGGCAGAGAAGGAGUAACUCUGCAAGGUAAUCAGAGUUCUAGUACAUAUAUUGGUUCCGCAGGAAAAGAUCGUGAAACAGGUACAAGUUCCUUAUCAUACUCCUCAAGCAGACGUGACACUUAUGGUGGGUCUGGCUAUAGAUCUCGUUAUGAGUCAUACACUUCUAAAAACGGUUCGUCUAGUAGUAAUUCUUAUUACAGGACUGGACCAAAAGGUGGAAGUACUUAUUAUGGAUCCCGAAGCCAUUCAAUUAAUGGGCAAAGCACUACUGGUGGAGUAAGUGGAAAUGGUAGUAGUAACAUACCGAACAGAAGACGACCUGGAUUUGAUAGAUAUGAUUCGUAUUCAAAGUAUCUGGAUGGAAAUGACAAGUUUAUUUCGAGGGCUGGAAACUAUAGCAGCAGCAGCAGCAGCAGAAAAAGUUCGGAUCCUACAAGUAAUUAUGAUGCUAAAGAAGAUAAAAGAAAGUCAUCCUAUGUCAGUGCGAAUAAUACAAGCGAUCGUUUGAAUAAUCCAAUGAUUAGCUCUGAUCAACGAAGUUCAAAAUUUUCCCCUCAAGGACGUAGUACAACAAGAGAUAAGAAGAGGUUUGAACUGUUUGAUUUCAGAGGAGAUGACGGUGCAAAAAGAUCUACCACCAAAGAAGCACAUAAUUUUUUGAAUGAUUCACGAAAGAGUUCCAUUAGUGAUAUCUCAAGCCAAAAAUUUUCAAGGGAAAGUUCCCGUAAUGUUUCACGGGAAAGCAGCAGGCGGAGUUCAAUAAUAAAAAUUGAUCAUCAUACUAAUGUGGACGUGUCAACGAAACCGGAAAAUAUAAAUAGCAGAGAUAACAAAACUGAGAAGAAUAUGACUUUGAGUUCAGGGUCAACCAAACCGAGUGUCGAAGAAGUUAGUAAAUCUUUGAAACCAACAAUUACCAAGAAAACUUCAUUCACUGAUUACUUAAAAUCUGCCAAAACUAAAGCUAAAGAAGAAAAGGUAACAAUCGAAAAAAGUGACAAAACGAUUAAUUCAGAAGAACGAAAAACGGAACCAAUUCAACAAAGCGAGCAACUUUUAACGGACAAAAAGGAUAAUAAACUGGAACCCAAUAGUGAAGUAAACUUGAAAGACAAUACUGAUGACCUGAAAGCUACAGCUGGCUGUGCCCUAGGACCUGAUAAGAAUACUGGAAAAAACGAUUCAGAUAAAUCAGAAACGACUCAACCAAAACUUGCCCGCUCAGAAUCAUUUGCCGAUACAUCAUUAUUGUCUCCAGUUAAUGAAAGUGAUACUGAUUUCAAUUUCAAUGAGUUAGCAGAGAUACCGGAAGCAAAGGAUGGUUCAGUUGUGGCAGCAAAUGUGCUGGAGAACAUUGAUGAGAAUGAAAAUAUUUCGGAAGCUGAAACUGUUAUAGCAGAUGACCUUCCACGUCUCGAUGAAGGAAAGAAACUUUUACGUGAACAAACAGCAGAUGUAAAGAGACACAAAUUGAAGAAAACAAAAUUGAAUACUAUUUUUAGUUCCGAUGAAGAGGAGGAGGAGAUUCAAGAACCAGAUUUCAAACUCCAAGAACCAGAAAAACUACCAGAAGAUGACCAACAUCCUGAUUUUCAAAAUUCAAAAGCAACAACAGAAAUCAGUAACGAUAAAACAGAAGUAAACAAGCCAGAAGUGAAAGAGGUUGGCGAGAAAGAGAGAAAUCACCAACUAGAAGAUAGAUUACCAAUUAAAAAAGAGAAAAUGCGGUCGGAGAAUGCAAAGACAUCUGAAAACGGUGUCAGUUCAAAAUCAGAAUCUAAGAUUUCAAAGUCGAAGAAACUACCUUACAAAGUUAAACGUGAUUCAAGUGGUCGAUCAUUAUUACAACGAGCUUGCAAGAAGGGUAAUUUUGCAGAUGUCCAAGAUUACAUAGAGAGGGGUGCUAGUGCCAAUGAAAAGGAUUUCUGUGGAUUCACAUGCUUGCAUGAGGCAGCAUUGGAAGGUCAUACACAAAUUGUGAAAUAUCUCAUCGAAAAUGGUGCUAAUGUAAAUGCGAAAGCUGAUGAAGCUGGUGAUUCCGAGACACCAUUGAUCGAUGCAGCUGAAAACAAACAUCUUGAUUGUGUUAAAGUGUUACUAGAAAAUGAUGCUGAUCCUACUAUUUUCAAUAUUGAUGGAUUCACCGCUUUAACUAAGAUUUAUAAUGAACAUGAAGGAGAAGAAGGAUAUGAUGAAAUUAUUCAAGUUCUAGAAGAAGCAACUGCAAACUAUAACAGUCGUUUACCAAGAGAAGUUCAGUUUGUAUCAGAUGCUCCUAUUGGUAGUGGACCAAUCAUGGAGGAUCCAAAUGACAACUAUUUUGCAGAGCUAAUUAAAGGUAAGGGAAUAUAUAAAUACGCUGCAGAGAAUUCAAAAGAGAAAACAGCAGAAUAUUUUGUUGCUGGUCAUAAUUUAGAAGGAAAACCAGAUAUUUUAAUUUUAGCUGCUAGAAACGGCCACACAGAACUUGUUGAUAUUAUACUAGGGCUAAACCCUACACCUUUUAAUAUUGAUACCGAGUCAAGUUGUGGUGUUACUGCAUUAUUGGCCAGUAUUGGACGCGGUCAUUUUGAAGUUGUCGAUUCCUUGUUGUCCAAAGGUGCUGAUCCAUUCAAGACAAGAAAAAAAGAUGGGUUGAAUGCUUUAGAAAUUGCACAACACUCGCCACAUUUUGAUUCACGGGAAGUUAGUGUAAUAAUGAAAUUCAUGGAGAAGAAGAGUGGAACCAAAAUUUUGUCUGGUAUUCCGUCAAGGGUAGUAUCUCGUGCAACAUCUCGUGCACCUUCUGUUCCCGUAUCAUCAGACGAAGAUGACGUAGUGGAAGAAAAAGAAAUUACAGCACACACAGAAAAUAAAAGUGCUGAAAAGAAGCUGGAGGAUAAAAUCACGAAAACAGUUAAUGAGCAUGUCAGCAAUCGGAAACCCCACGAGUCUACAGGUCGAAAACUUGAAAAGACUCAUAGCAAUGAGGAAAGAAAGCGGAAACGUGAAUGGUCAGACGAUGAACCUAAAGAACCACAUCUUUUGAAGAAGUCAAAGUCUGAUUUGAAAUUGAAAUCACUACAUAGAGAAUUCACUUCUGAUGAUCACCACACCAGUGAAAGCCAUUCAGAUUCUUUUGCAGAAAAAAGAAAACAUUUAUCGGCAACGCCACCUGCUCCUCCGCCACCACCACCACCACCACCUUCUCAAGCAGUUAUCAAGGCACAAGAAGAACAAAAAAUCAAAGAUGCUGAAGAAGCUAGAUUGUGGCAAGAAAAGGUCGAAGCUAAAAAGAGGGCUCGAAGAGAAAUGUUUUUAAAGUCCGAGAAAGAAAAAGAGCAGAAACGGAAAGAAGAAGAAGAAUUGCGAGCACAAGAAGAAAAACGAAUUGCCAAAGCAAAACAGGAAGAACAGGAGAGACUUGCUAGAGAAGCAGAAGAGAAAUCGAAAGAACUAGAAGAAAAGAAAGUGGGGUUGCGACAACAGUUGACAUUAGAUCAUUAUCCGAUUGGAUUGCGUUAUUGCAAGUUUGAUGGAAACCCAAAUAUCUCGGCUGUUGAUAAAUUUUUGCCUUUCUAUGUAUUUGUAAUCGACGAUAAAAAGUAUGCUGUUGAUUUGCAAGUCUCCUUGAUCACGUCAACGGUUGUCAGCAAGGUUAUCAAUACUGUACAACCUCAUCAGAAGAGAGAAAUAAAUGCAACUGAAAAAAGCAAAUUGUGGAAGCUCUUUUUCAAGUUUAUUGGUAUUGAUCCUAGGAAUCCAAAUUGUGAUCAAAGAAGCUCAAUAACAAAUGGUCAAAAACAGUUUCAAAAUUUGUUGCUUCAUUUUGUGGAGGUAGAUUUAGCUGAAGAAUUUUUAAAGGAAUUUCCAGAAGUACACUCAAAAGCAAAAGAUAACCAAAUUGAUGUUAGUUUAGAGUCUUUGAGUGGGUUUUCUGAUUGCGUCAAGGAUGAUAUAAUAGUUGAUGGAAAUCUUGAAAUUGAUAUUGAUUCCAAGAAAAUCGAAAAGUUUAUUCCUCCUCAUUUGAAUACUAGGAAAGACAUUAUUAGGACUGUCAGUACUUUAGCACACCCACUAUGGUGA